AUGGGGUCUGUCUUUCUCGGCACCCUUCUCUUCUCUGUGGCCGCAGUCCAAGGAUAUCUGCCCUCUGAGCAGAUUGAUAUCCAGUCCAGCCUUCUCAAUGACCCGAGUAAGGUUGUCGGGACCACCGUUGACUACAUUAUUGCUGGGGGUGGCUUGACUGGUCUGACCGUUGCCGCCAAACUUACGGAGAACCCUAAAAUCAAAGUCCUAGUCAUCGAAAAAGGAUUUUAUGAGUCGAAUGAUGGACCGAUCAUCGAAGAUCCAAAUGCCUACGGCCAUAUCUUCGGCACCACUGUGGACCAGAACUACCUCACCGUUCCCAUGAUCAACAACCGUACUUACAAUAUCAAGUCCGGUAGUGGCCUCGGAGGAUCGACGUUGAUAAAUGGUGACUCCUGGACACGCCCAGACAAGGUUCAGAUUGACUCCUGGGAAAACGUCUUCGGCAUGGAAGGCUGGAACUGGGAUAGCAUGUUCGAGUAUAUGAAGAAAGCCGAGGUCUCACGUCCCCCUAAUGCUGCCCAAAUUGCCGCCGGUCACUACUUCAACGCUACCUGUCAUGGAUUCAACGGUACCGUACACGCCGGAGCCCGAGACAACGGCAAGACUUGGUCUCCCAUUAUGAAGGCCCUUAUGAAUACCACCUCAGCCCUCGGUGCUCCCGUUCAGCAAGAUCUUCUUUGCGGUCACCCCCGCGGUGUCUCUAUGAUCCUUAACAACGUUAAUGAAAAUCAAGUUCGGGCUGAUGCUGCCCGUGAAUGGCUGCUUCCUAACUAUCAGCGCCCCAACUUGAAGAUCUUAACUGGCCAGAUGGUCGGAAAGGUUCUCUUUAUUCAGACCGCUGCUGGUCCAAAGGCUAUUGGUGUGAAUUUCGGUACCAAUAAGGCCGUGAACUUUAAUGUCUAUGCCAAGCGUGAGGUCCUCUUGGCUGCCGGCUCCGCUAUAUCCCCACUGAUAUUGGAAUACUCUGGUAUUGGUUUGAAGACUGUCCUUGACCAGGCCAAUGUUACUCAGCUUGUCGAGCUUCCUGUUGGUCUCAAUAUGCAGGACCAGACCACUACCACCGUCAGUUCCCGUGCUAAUGCUGCCGGUGCGGGCCAGGGCCAGGCCGUCUUUUUUGCCAACUUCACCGAGACCUUCGGGGACUACUCCCCUCAGGCCAUUGAGCUGCUCAACACCAAGCUUGAUCAGUGGGCUGAGGAGACCGUUGCUCGCGGUGGUUUUCACAACGCAACUGCUCUUAAAGUUCAGUACGAGAACUACCGUCACUGGCUUCUGGACGAAGACGUUGCCUUCGCUGAGCUGUUCAUGGAUACUGAGGGCAAGAUUAAUUUUGACUUAUGGGAUCUCAUCCCUUUUACGCGUGGUUCUGUUCAUAUUCUCAGUAGCGACCCCUACCUAUGGCAAUACGCAAAUGAUCCUAAGUUCUUUAUGAACGAGCUCGACCUACUUGGUCAGGCUGCUGCUUCUAGGCUUGCACGUGAUCUCUCCACUAAAGGCGCCAUGAAGAAUUACUUUGCUGGAGAGACUAUUCCUGGAUACGAUUUGGCUGAUAACGCUACACUUUCCCAGUGGUCAGACUAUGUCUUUCAGAAUUUCCGUGCGAACUGGCAUGCUGUGAGCAGCUGUUCCAUGAUGUCUAAAGAGCUUGGUGGUGUUGUUGAUGCUACUGCAAAGGUGUACGGUACACAAGGUUUACGCGUUAUUGACGGCUCUAUCCCUCCCACUCAGGUGUCUUCUCACGUGAUGACUAUAUUCUACGGAAUGGCUUUGAAGAUUGCUGAUGCCAUCCUGGUAGACUAUGCCAAAUAG
Talaromyces rugulosus is the source of this 1812-nucleotide messenger RNA. RefSeq lists its product as uncharacterized. Lineage: Eukaryota; Fungi; Ascomycota; Eurotiomycetes; Eurotiales; Trichocomaceae. The coding region runs from base 1 to 1812 and encodes 603 amino acids. The record is from RefSeq and is a predicted model, not a curated record. The transcript has a single exon. Gene Ontology annotation, molecular function: oxidoreductase activity, acting on CH-OH group of donors; flavin adenine dinucleotide binding.